AUGUCGUUGGAAAUCACUUACUCUCCCUACUCAAUCAUGUCUCAAACUCACCUCCUUACUUUAGACUACAAAGGCGACCACAAGCCUGGCACCAUCCAUGAUACCCAAAACUUCAUCGACAAUGAACUCGUUGACUCCAGAACAACAAGCUGGAUCGAGGUCCAUGACCCCGCAACAAAUGAUGUAGUCUCUCGAGUCCCGGAAACAACUCUCGACGAGUGCAAAGCAGCAGUGAUCUCAGCCCAAAACGCAUUUCCCGGCUGGCGAGACACCAGCAUUAUGAAACGACAGGAAAUGAUCUUCAAGUUGACCAACUUGGUCCGCGAAAACAUGGAUUCCCUAGCAAUUUCCAUCGUCACAGAACAAGGCAAGACCUUCGCCGACGCAAAGGGCGAUGUUCUCCGCGGAUUGCAGGUCUGCGAAACCGCCUGCGGAAUCACCACCCAGCUCCCCGGCGAGGUCCUAGAGGUAGCCAAGGAUAUGGAGACCCUCGUCGCAGCCAUCUGCCCAUUUAACUUCCCCGCCAUGAUCCCUCUUUGGAGUCUACCUAUUGCCAUUGUGACUGGCAACUGCCUGAUUCUAAAGCCGACGGAGCGUGCGCCGGGUGCUUCUAUGAUCAUCGCUGAACUAUGUAAGAAAGCGGGCUUUCCACCGGGUGUUGUGAACGUCAUCCAUGGUUCGAAACCAGCUGUUGAGUUUAUUUUGGACGCACCGGAGAUCAAGGCUAUCUCCUUUGUUGGGUCGAACAAAGUUGGAGAGUAUAUUUACAAUCGUGGUACUGCGAACGGGAAGCGUGUGCAGGCGAAUCUGGGAGCUAAAAACCAUGCGGCCCUUCUGCCGGAUAGUAAUAAGAAGCAUGCUUUAAAUGCCAUCGCCGGUGCUGCAUUUGGAGCGGCCGGUCAGCGUUGCAUGGCGCUGAGCGUCUUGGUUACGGUUGGUAAGGCGCGCGAAUGGCUCCCUGAAUUGAUUGAGAAUGCCAAGGGAUACAAGGCUGGAAGUGGGUUUAACGCGCGAUCUGAUCUGGGUCCGUUAAUCACACCCCAGAGCCGAGAUCGCUGUGUAGACCUCAUCUCUAGUGCGGAGAAGGAGGGUGCUACUAUCGCCUUAGACGGCCGGGGCUAUAAACCUGAGGGUUUCCCUAAUGGAAAUUGGGUCGGUCCGACUAUUAUCACCGGGGUAAAACCCGAAAUGAGAUGUUACCGAGAGGAGAUCUUCGGUCCUGUGUUGCUUUGCAUUGAAGCCGAUACAAUCAACAGUGCGAUCGACCUUAUCAACAGCAACGAAUGGGGCAACGGCGCAGUGAUCUUCACUCAGUCCGGAUCUAGCGCAACACACUUCCAGAAGCGUGUUGAGUCUGGACAGGUUGGAAUUAAUGUCCCCAUCCCCGUUCCCCUUCCUAUGUUCUCCUUCACUGGUAACAAGCGAAGUGUCGCUGGAACGGGACUGCUCAACUUCUACGGGAAAGACGGUCUCCGAUUCUAUACACAGUGGAAGACUGUCACGUCGCUUUGGAGAACUGAAGAUGCUACUGAGCUUGAGAAGCCAACCUCGAUGACUUGA
Penicillium mononematosum is the source of this 1560-nucleotide messenger RNA. RefSeq names its product CoA-acylating methylmalonate-semialdehyde dehydrogenase. Lineage: Eukaryota; Fungi; Ascomycota; Eurotiomycetes; Eurotiales; Aspergillaceae. Gene Ontology annotation, molecular function: malonate-semialdehyde dehydrogenase (acetylating, [NAD(P)+]) activity; methylmalonate-semialdehyde dehydrogenase (acylating, NAD+) activity. The transcript has 3 exons. Gene Ontology annotation, biological process: thymine catabolic process; L-valine catabolic process. Bases 1 to 1560 code for a protein of 519 amino acids. The record is from RefSeq and is a predicted model, not a curated record. Gene Ontology annotation, cellular component: mitochondrion.